AUGAAGACUUUAUUUUUCAUUUCUAGUGUACUACUUACGGCUUUAUUCUCAUCUGCACAUGCAGUUCCAAAUAACCGCUCUUAUUCUUGUGAUUCACCAAUCUUUUGUGAAGGGCCCAUUCUCAAAGCAGUACAGAUGGCUGGGCUGUUCUCAGAUUCAAAAACGUUUGUUGAUAUGCCCACCAAGAAGCCAGAAGUAGAAGUUUUGAAAGCAUUUGAAAAGAUAAAUGGUGCCAAUGCCAGUCGCGCCGACAUCAAGCAAUUUCUCGAGGAUAAUUUCAUGCCUGCUGGUACAGAAGUGACUCCAUUGCAUAACAUAAAUAUUCCUAAGCUCGACUGGAUAGACGAUAUCAGUAAUCCUGAUUACCGUGGUUGGGCGGAACAUUUAAACGAAGCUUGGGGAAAUCUAACAGUUACAUUUGACUAUUCAAACUUAUGUCAUGGUUGUGUUACAUCUGCACUUCCUGUAAACCGUCCGUUCGUUGUACCAGGAGGAAGAUUUCGUGAAUUUUAUUACUGGGAUUCAUUUUUCGUGAUUAAAGGCUUAAUCUUAAGUAAACAAUUUAAACUUGCAGAAGAUAUGAUAGAGAACUUUUUUGAUUUUAUAGAAGAAUAUGGCUUCGUUCCUAAUGGUGCCCGAAUAUACUAUCUCAACCGUUCACAACCGCCCUUCCUUGCACACAUGAUAGACGUCUAUUAUGAAGAAACGGGUGACAAAGACUUUCUUCUGAAAGCCUUGCCGAUCCUAGAAAAGGAAUACCAUCACUGGAUGCGUGAUAGAUCGAUUGAAGUCACGAACCCUCGCAACGAUAAUGUCUAUACUUUGAAUCAUUAUGCUGUUAACAACAAGUAUCCACGCCCUGAAUCUUAUGUACAAGAUUUCAAUACAGUGAAUACUGGUACUGAUUUCAGUGACGAGGAAAAAGAGCAACUUUAUGCUGAUAUUGCUGCAGGCGCCGAGACAGGCUGGGACUUUUCAUCUCGUUGGACCAGACAAAAGCAACCAUCACCUGACCAAGUUGAGAAUUACGAAAUGCUUCGCACUAUCAAUACGGCCAAUAUAAUUCCCAUUGAUCUUAACUCGCUAUUAUGGUAUUACGAAAGGCAGCUCUCCACUUGGUAUUCCAUGUUUCAUCGAAAGUCUAAGGAAUUUAAAAAGAAAUCAAUAUAUUACAGGCAGCAAGCUAAAAAACGAUUGGAUGCAAUGGAAGAGCUAAUGUGGAAUGAUGACUUUAACUCUUUUUAUGAUUUUAACUUGACGAGCAACGAGCAAAAUGUUGAAUAUACACCUGCUACACUAUACCCGAUCUGGGUCGGUGCGUUCCCUGAGAAAUUCAUGAAGGACAAAACUACCCUAUCAAAAGUAUUUGAUCAAACGGAAGAGGCACUUCAAAAAUACCCUGGAAUUUUGACCACUUCUUACUACAAUACUACAUUGCAAUGGGAUUGGCCUAAUGGCUGGCCUCCUCUUACAUAUAUUGCUAUACAAAGUCUGCGUCAAGUGGAGCUUUUACUCAACAGUGAGCGGAAUAGCAACGAUAGUAAUAUAGUGGCUUCUACCUCGCAAGGCACAUCCUUCAACGUAUUAUCUACAGUCUUAGCCGAACGCUAUGCUGCAUCUGCUUUCUGUGGUUGGAUAAAUACAGGCGGCUCCAUUCCUGGAGUUCUUGAAAAACUAAACAGCUCGACUGAAGACGCUGGUCACAUGUUUGAGAAGUUCGAUGUGAACACCAUUGGGUUAUCGGGAAGUCAAGGAGAAUAUGUAUCGCAAAUCGGCUUCGGAUGGACAAACGCUGUUGCAUUGUGGGUAUUGAACUUAUGGCCAAAUUUUACUGCACCAGAUUGUACACAGACAAUUGUCUACGAUUUCUAA
This is a messenger RNA of Mycotypha africana, 1872 nucleotides long. Its product is annotated as trehalase. The transcript has 4 exons. The record is from RefSeq and is a predicted model, not a curated record. Gene Ontology annotation, biological process: trehalose catabolic process. NCBI's taxonomy places the organism in Eukaryota, Fungi, Mucoromycota, Mucoromycetes, Mucorales, Mycotyphaceae. The coding region runs from base 1 to 1872 and encodes 623 amino acids. Gene Ontology annotation, molecular function: alpha,alpha-trehalase activity.